AAUGAGUUAGGUGGGGAGCUACCGAUAUGAUAUACAAGUCUGGAGGGAAAUAAAGAAGAGCUGGGACCCCAUGCUUUAUAGAACUGCAGUCCGUUUUGACUUUUCGAUGAAAAUCACCAUGGCUCCUAGCAUUUGGAUGGAUUCAAAGAAGCAAACUUUGUUGUAAUUAAAAUCUCAAUCUUUAAUUUAUCCGCCGCCCUUCAUUUUCUGCAGCCAGCCGGCUUCAAAUUUUUAGAAGCGUUGAAGCAGCCAAUUGGCGAGAUGCCUAUUUUGGCUCCAAAUUGAAGAUGAAUCCUUCCUGACAAGAAUGAGGCUGACUUUGAAGUUUUACGCCUCUUCUUCUGCAACGAAGAAAUCUGCUUCUCAGGAAGAAGACAUAACUCACAAUCAGAAAGGGUUACGGAUGUUCUCCAGAUUCUUUCUGCUGUUUGCUGUAUUUGCUGCUGGACUUCAGGGUGGACUUGGAGAUACCAAUCCUCAAGAUGCUGCGGCUCUUAGAUCUCUGAUGAGCCAAUGGCAGAACACACCGCCGAGCUGGGGAAAUAAUGAUCCUUGCAGUACGCCAUGGGAAGGAAUUGUGUGCAGUGACUCCAGGGUAACCAUGCUAACCCUAAACACGAUGGGAAUCAAGGGCACGUUGAGUAGCGAUAUAUCCCAACUAACCCAGCUGCAAUCACUGGAUUUGUCUUUAAACAGUGAUCUGGGUGGCCCAAUUCCUCCAAGCAUUGAAAAUCUGAAGCAGCUCACCACCCUGAUCUUGGCUGGUUGCAGUUUCACCGGUAACAUUCCACAGGAGCUCGGCAACAUGGCUAAGCUCUCAUUCUUGGCUCUCAACUCAAAUAAGCUCACUGGAAGGAUACCGUCUUCAAUGGGACUGCUCUCUAAUCUAUACUGGUUCGACCUAGGAGAUAACCAGCUCACCGGAGUUAUCCCAGUUUCCUCAAACAGCACCCCUGGCUUGGACCAGCUUGUCAACACAAAGCAUUUCCAUUUCAACAAAAACCAGUUAUCAGGCGCAAUACCAGAAAGUCUCUUCAGUUCCAAGAUGACGCUUAUCCAUUUACUCUUCGAUUCAAACAAAUUUACAGGCCAGAUUCCAGAAUCCCUAGGACUCGUAAAAUCACUAGAGGUUCUACGACUCGAUAGGAAUUCCCUAGGCGGUACAGUUCCUUCUAACAUAAACAACCUAGUCAGACUCAACGAGCUGAGUUUGGCUAAUAAUGAACUAACUGGAUCAAUUCCCGAUCUGACGGGGAUGAGCCUUCUCAACUAUGUGGAUCUGAGCAACAAUUCUUUUGAUCCUAGUCCAGCUCCAAACUGGUUCUCAACACUUGAAACCCUAACAACUCUGGUGCUGGAAUCUGGAGGGCUCUAUGGGAACAUUCCAACACAAAUGUUCAGUUUUCCCCAAAUGCAACAAGUGUUACUAAGUAACAAUGCAUUCAAUGGUACCCUAGAUUUGGAUAAAACCAGCUCAGAGUUGCAGCUCGUGGAUUUCAAAAACAACGCCAUUUCUGGGUUCAAAUCAUCUCCGGGAUUCAGUGAAAACCUAAUACUCUACGGGAAUCCAGUGUGCACUACGCAGCUAGUAAAUUCCAUUUACUGCAGCCUUCAACAAGAGCUGCAACAGCCUUAUUCCACAAACCUAUCACAUUGUAAUUCUCCUUCAUGUCCCCUCGAUCAAAGUGUUAACCCUAAGAACUGUGAGUGUGCUUACCCAUACGAGGGUUGGUUAGUAUUCCGAGCACCUUUCUUUCGGGAUACGUCAAACAGUUCAAGGUUCCAGGAACUAGAAAACAGUCUUUGGACUCAAUUAAAGCUUUCUCCCCAUUCUGUCUCUCUCUCAAACCUCCUCCAUAACCGAGACAACUACCUGCAAGUAGAUGCAAAACUCUUUCCAUCUCGAAUGUAUUUCAACCGAUUAGAGGUUAUCAAAAUUGGGUUUGCUCUGAGCAACCAGAGCUUCGACCCUCCGAGCAUUUUUGGACCAUACUAUUUCAUCGCCUCUGCUUACCCUUUCUCAUCAGUCAACAAUGGCGGAGGAAGCUCAAUGAGUACAGGAGUAAUCGCUGGAAUUGCGAUUGGUUGUGUCCUUCUACUUAUUGUACUUUUCGUUGUUGGAAUCUAUGCCUUAAGACAGAAGAGGAGAGCCCAGAGAGCCGUAGAACAAAGCAAGCCUUAUGCAUCAUGGCUAUCCGCUGGAAAAGAAAGCGAUGGUGCACCGCAACUAAAAGGAGCAAGAUAUUUUUCCUAUGAAGAACUCAGAAAGAGCACUAAUAAUUUUGCAGAAGCUAAUGAAAUCGGAUCUGGAGGCUAUGGCAAGGUCUACAAAGGAUAUCUUUCAAGUGGGGAAGUAGUAGCAGUCAAGAGAGCACAACAAGGAUCCAUGCAGGGUGGCCAUGAAUUCAAGACUGAGAUUGAAUUACUUUCAAGGGUUCAUCACAAAAACCUCGUAGGUCUAGUAGGUUUUUGCUUUGAGCAAGGAGAGCAAAUGCUGGUAUAUGAGUACAUCCCAAAUGGAACCCUAAGAGAAAGCUUAAUUGGUAAAAAUGGCAUAAAACUGGACUGGCCCAGGAGACUUAAAGUUGCUCUAGGUUCAGCAAGAGGGUUAGCUUAUCUCCAUGAACUAGCAGACCCACCAAUAAUCCACAGAGAUGUCAAAUCUACCAAUAUUCUUCUGGAUGAGAAUUUGAUUGCAAAGGUUGCCGAUUUUGGGCUUUCAAAGCUUGUAUCAGACAGUCAAAAGGGGCAUAUUUCCACCCAAGUCAAGGGAACCUUGGGCUAUUUAGAUCCAGAAUAUUAUAUGACCCAACAGUUGACAGAAAAGAGUGAUGUUUACAGUUUUGGAGUGGUUAUGUUAGAAUUGAUAAUUGCGAAGCAACCAAUAGAGAAAGGGAAGUAUAUUGUUAGGGAGGUGAGAAUGACUUUAAAUGAGAAGGACAAUGAGUACUAUGGUCUGAGGGAGAUGAUGGAUCCUGCAUUACGCAGCACAACAAAUCUUACAGGAUUCAGGAGAUUUGUAGAGCUGGCCAUGCAGUGUGUUGAAGAAUCCGCUGCGCAGCGUCCGACGAUGAAUCAAUUGGUUAAGGAAAUUGAAACUUUGUUGCAGAAUGCGGGGCUGAGCUCGAAUGCGAAUUCUACGCCUUCAUCUGCGACGGACUUUGGGAGCACGACGAAUGCUCAUCAUCCAUACAAUGAACCGCUGCCUGGGAAGGAGCUGCAUAGUGAUUCUUCCUUUGAUUACACUGGUGGUUAUUCAUUUGCCUCCAGAAUUGAACCCAAAUAGUGAUGUUUUUUUAUAUUUUUUUAAUAGAUUGUUUGGUAAAUAUUUAAAUGUUUUUGAAAAAUAUGAAGGAUUGUAGUUUUAUAUAGCAAGGUGGAGAAAAUCAGGCAUUUUAAGUGUUCAGUGGUUUGGAGGUGGAAAAUGCAAUAAUCAAGAAGCUAGUAAUGAGAUUUAAAGUCAUUAGAGUCUUAUUCUUUUUCAGAAGACUUGUUCAAAGCAACAGGAGGAAUUUAUUCUUUUUUA
Molecule: messenger RNA, 3526 nt
Organism: Phalaenopsis equestris
Lineage: Eukaryota; Viridiplantae; Streptophyta; Magnoliopsida; Asparagales; Orchidaceae
Product: probable leucine-rich repeat receptor-like protein kinase At5g49770
Exons: 20
Coding region: 308-3286 (992 amino acids)
Biological process (GO): protein phosphorylation
Molecular function (GO): protein kinase activity; protein binding; ATP binding
Source: RefSeq, a predicted model, not a curated record